AUGCCAGAAAAGCCGUGGACGGAUGUGGCUAUUGACUUUCUAGGACCGUUACCCUCAGGAGAUUAUUUGCUGGUAUUGGUUGAUUACUUCAGUCGAUUCACUGAAGUUAUCGUAAUGAGGCAAAUCACAGCAGAACUGACCAUUAAUGCACUCUUUGAGACGUUCAGCCGGUACGGUAUUCCGGAAACAUUAAGGUCGGAUAAUGGACCUCAGUUCAUUAGUGAGCAAUUCAAAACAUUUUGCGAAGAAUACGGGAUCUGCCAUCAGAAAACAACUCCUUAUUGGCCACAAGCAAACGGCGAAGUUGAGCGUAUGAAUAGCACCAUUUUGAAGCGCCUACGGAUAAGUCAAGAGGAAAAGAGCAAACACUGGAAGUGGGAUUUGAGGAGUUUUCUGUUGAUGUACAACUCAACGCCGCAUUCCACCACCGCCGUUGCACCAUCAGCCUUGAUGUUUGGAAGGGUCUUAAGAGAUAAACUACCAAGCGUAAAUAUUUCAAACAACAUACUUGCAGAAGAAAUAAGGGAUCGGGAUUGGAAGAAGAAAUUGGACUCAUCAGAAAAAUCGGAUGUUCAGAGACGUGCCGUGAUAAACGAUCUGAAGGAAGGAGAUGUAGUAGUGGCAAAACGUAUCACAAAAGAAAACAAAUUGGCUACGAACUUCGGAUCGGAGCUGUAUGAAGUAGUACGGAGAAAUGGAUCAGAAGCUGAAAUUCGUUCCAAGGAAUCCGGAAAAAUCUAUCAUCGGAACGUGGCUCAUCUGAAGCGAUUAAUCCAAGAAACGGACAGAAGUUCAGCUGAACGACAAGAACACAUGGAAGUAGAGGAAAUUGCGACGGAUACGAAGCAUACGAAUACUGAAGCACCGUCAGAGCGAUCGAUCUUCAUUUCAUUACGGACAGUUGGACUGAUUACGAACCAUUGGACUGAAUUGUUUAUCUUGGACGAACCUAUUAUGACUUAG
This is a messenger RNA of Armigeres subalbatus, 963 nucleotides long. RefSeq lists its product as uncharacterized. The record is from RefSeq and is a predicted model, not a curated record. The transcript is spliced from 2 exons. Gene Ontology annotation, biological process: DNA integration. NCBI's taxonomy places the organism in Eukaryota, Metazoa, Arthropoda, Insecta, Diptera, Culicidae. Bases 1 to 963 code for a protein of 320 amino acids. Gene Ontology annotation, molecular function: nucleic acid binding.